Chenopodium quinoa (quinoa) is the source of this 999-nucleotide messenger RNA. RefSeq names its product replication factor A protein 1-like. Lineage: Eukaryota; Viridiplantae; Streptophyta; Magnoliopsida; Caryophyllales; Amaranthaceae. The transcript is spliced from 7 exons. Bases 1 to 999 code for a protein of 332 amino acids. The record is from RefSeq and is a predicted model, not a curated record.
AUGAAACCUGAAUAUGUGCCACUUAGCAAGCUCACUCCAAAGAGCAAAUCAUACAAAAUCAAGGUUGCUGUAAAGGAAAAGUCUCCUGUGAGGACUCCUCCUAACAAAAGGAGGUUCCAAAAGCUUAUCUUUGCAGAUGAUGAGGGCAAUAAGAUUAGAGAAACUUUGUUUGGAGAUGAAAUUGAUCACUUUAAAAAACUUCUUGAUCACCAAAAGGAAUACAUAAUAGAACAUGCUCCUAUCAAACCUACUGACCCCAAAUUCGUCAAUAGAGAAGGGCCAUACCAGAUAGGCUUUGGAGGAAAAAUUGCAAUCCAGCCUGUAGUUCCAGAUUCUGGACCUGUUCUUCCACAAUAUACUCCUAUUACUGUGGUUCCCCCAACAAGCAAUGACAAUAACCGAUUCGACAUACUCGGUAUUGUUGUUCACAUGGAAGAUGUUCGGCAAAAGACUUCACUCAAUGGAUUUCCAUUUGAUGUUCGCGACAUUGCUUUUGUUGACCACACUGUUCAAAGGACUUGUUAUUUCAUAUACCAAGAUGAUCAAGCUCUUAUUAUUUUUGUGUAUGGAGAGUUAGCUAUUGUUGACUGUGAACAAUUUAGUAACUGGUUAGACUCUUUCAAAAUAGUAAGAUUCAGGCAUUUAAAACCAGCUAUACACAGAGGUUUUUCCCUAGCUUCUUCUAUGUCAACAACUAUUGAUCCAAAUCCAACUUCUCUUGAAGCAGUUGCACUGCGAGACUGGAACAACUUCACUUUUAUUGCAACAAAUGGGACUGGAAGCAUUCGGUUCACUGCUUUCGGCGAAGAAUAUGCAAAGCUACUACACUCUACGCCCACUGAACUUCUAGAAAAGAAGAAACAGGAGACCUGGCCAGAAUUCAGUACUCUAGCUGUUGAACUACAAUAUAAGGCAUCGCUUAUUCAAGUCGACCUUGCAGGCACCAUCAAGAGGUCUGGCAUGCUCAAGCGGUACGUCAAGGUUGUUUCACUGGACUAA